AUGAUGCAACAACGGAAUGGUGGUCUUCAUCCUCAAGGGGUUCCACAAGAAGUUGCAGGUGGUAGUUUUCGGGAUUUCUUUCGCAUGAAUCCUCCUGAGUUCCAUGGUGGAUUAAAUCCUGUGAAGGCUCAUGAGUGGGUAACCAACAUGGAAAGGAUUUUUCAGAUAGUGCAUUGUAGCGAAGAGAAUAAAUUUGUGUUUGCUCCUCACAUGAUGAAGGGUCCUGCGGUGAGGUGGUGGGAGAGUGAUUUGACUCUUAUGACCAAUCAAGGAGUACGUAGGGACUGGGAACAUUUUAAGACUACUUUUCUAGAUAAGUAUUUUCCUAGCUCUUUGAGGACUCAGAAAGAGUUUGAGUUUCAGCAGCUUAGACAGGGUACUAUGAUGGUAGUUGCGUAUGCUGAGAAGUUCGAAGAUAUGGAUGCUUAUUCUAGACAGGCCGAGUACACACCAGAUGAGAGGUGGAAGAUCGAUCAAUUCCUUUUUGGUCUAAGAGGUGAAAUUUCUCAUAGUGUUUCUCAAAGGGAAUCCACUACUUAUGCUGAAUUGCUAACGUAA
Molecule: messenger RNA, 558 nt
Organism: Lathyrus oleraceus (garden pea)
Lineage: Eukaryota; Viridiplantae; Streptophyta; Magnoliopsida; Fabales; Fabaceae
Exons: 1
Coding region: 1-558 (185 amino acids)
Source: RefSeq, a predicted model, not a curated record